Messenger RNA from Frankliniella occidentalis (western flower thrips), 6004 nucleotides. RefSeq names its product pumilio homolog 2. Gene Ontology annotation, cellular component: nucleus; cytoplasm. NCBI's taxonomy places the organism in Eukaryota, Metazoa, Arthropoda, Insecta, Thysanoptera, Thripidae. The record is from RefSeq and is a predicted model, not a curated record. Gene Ontology annotation, molecular function: mRNA 3'-UTR binding. Gene Ontology annotation, biological process: post-transcriptional regulation of gene expression.
CAACUGUUCCGCAGCCAGCAGCAACAGCAGCAGCAGAGCGCGCCGCAGCAGAUCCAGUUGCUGCAGCAGCAGCAGUACCUGGCCACCCAGCAGCAGCAGCAGCUGGGUAUCGCCGCGCCCGCCGCCACCUUCACCAGCGCGCCCUACCUCAUCAACGCGCAGGAGCCUUACCUCAUCGCUGGGCCGACCGUAGUACCCCAGUACUAUGGCAUGGGACCAUGGGUGUACCCGGCCAACAUCAUCCAGCAGGGUGCUGCGGGUGCGCCUCAGCGGAGGCCCCUCACACCCUCCUCGUCCACCGAGCUCAGCAACAGCACCACCAACCUCACCCAGGUUCAGGGCCAGUACCAAGUUAUCCCUGCCUACUAUGACCAGAACGGUUCCAUAGUGAUGGGCAACGUGCGGGGGAUCGGCAACGGCACCCCGAUGAGACUCGUAUCUCCAGCACCUGUGAUAGUGAACGCCGGCACCCCCGGCGGCAACAUGCGCCUGUUGGGCAGCCAGCCCCAGCAGAUCGCGACUCCCCCGGCGGCCUCGUCCAUCUACAGCGGGAACCAGCCCGGCUCUCUCUACUCAAGUUCAAACGGGACCACCAUUGGCGGUGGUGGGUUUGCUUCUCCGUCUGCCUCUCACGGGUUUGGGAGCAGCAACUUGGGCACUAUUGGAUCACCUGCGAGCCUGUCCUCCCUUGGAGCAGGAGUGGACGUGUCAGGCACUGGCCUCGGUCUGGGCACAGGCAGUACAGGCAGGCGAGACUCAUUUGACCGCAACACAUCUGCAUUCUCGCCAUCACUUGAGUACAACAGGGGGAAAUGGCCGCAGAGCUAUGGUGCAUUAGGAACAGUAACUGCAUCUCAGAGCCCUUUGGGAUUGACUUCCGGGUCUUUAACGCCACCACCACAAUCUCUCUCGGCCAUGGGUAGUUCAUCAAACUUGGCGUUAGGAACAUUAAUGGGAGGAGCUGUAAACCACCGCAGUAGUCUGUUAUCUGCUGCUCCUGGAGCUGAAGCCGCUAAAUUCCGCAACGGAAAUGUUGGUCCCCACUUGGUCUCACAUGGGCUCACAGCCAAUGGCAUGUUUGGCUCCAGCUCCUCUCUCUUCAGUAAGUUUGGAGCCACAAACCCUCGAGGAACUGUUGGCUCAGGGCUUGAGAAACCACCAGGCAGAAGUAGACUACUUGAAGAUUUCAGAAAUAACCGGUUUCCCAGCUUGGGCUUACGAGAUCUGGCAAAUCAUAUUGUUGAAUUUUCUCAAGAUCAACAUGGAUCUCGUUUCAUCCAGCAAAAGCUUGAGAGGGCUUCUGUUGCUGAGAAGCAAAUGGUUUUUAAUGAGAUUCUCUCAGCAGCUUAUAACUUAAUGACUGAUGUAUUUGGCAACUAUGUCAUCCAGAAGUUCUUUGAAUUUGGAACCCCUGAACAGAAAACAACUUUGGCACAAAAGGUGCGGGGUCAUGUACUACCACUUGCACUUCAAAUGUAUGGUUGCCGCGUAAUUCAGAAAGCCUUAGAAUCCAUCUCCCCUGAGCAACAACAGGAAAUUGUGAAUGAGCUGGACGGUCACAUUUUGAAAUGUGUGAAAGAUCAGAAUGGAAACCAUGUUGUGCAGAAAUGCAUAGAAUGUGUAGAGCCUCAUGCCCUGCAGUUUAUCAUUAAUGCUUUCCAAGGCCAAGUGUAUGCUCUUUCAACACAUCCUUAUGGAUGCAGGGUCAUCCAACGCAUUCUUGAGCACUGCACUCUGGAUCAGACUGCUCCAAUCUUGGAAGAACUUCACAGCCAGACAGAGCAGUUGAUUCAGGAUCAGUAUGGAAACUAUGUUAUCCAACAUGUAUUGGAACAUGGAAAACCGGAGGACAAAUCUCAAAUCAUCAAUUCUGUGAGAGGAAAGGUGCUUGUACUGUCGCAGCAUAAGUUUGCAUCAAACGUGGUGGAGAAAUGUGUUACUCAUGCAACACGUGCUGAAAGGGCAUUCCUGAUAGAAGAGGUGUGCAGUUUCAAUGACAAUGCAUUGCACGUUAUGAUGAAAGAUCAGUAUGCCAACUAUGUUGUUCAGAAGAUGAUUGAUGUGUCUGAGCCUGCACAGAGAAAAGUGCUUAUGCACAAGAUCAGGCCACAUCUUAAUUCACUCAGGAAAUAUACAUAUGGCAAGCACAUUAUUGCCAAGCUGGAGAAAUACUUCAUGAAGACUGCUAAUGCAGUGAAUGUUGGAGGCGUUGGUGUUGUUGGAAGUGACCUUGGGCCUAUUGGACCUCCACCCAGCAAUGGAAUGUAAUGAGGGCUCUGAAAUAGGAAAGCCAAAGCCUUCCCUCAGAAGUUGCCCACUACUGAGUCUUUGGCCUCCAUUCAACCUUGCUUCAUAGUUUGGUGGAAAGUUAUGGGGGAAAUUCAAGGUGUUCUUUUUCUCUUUCAAUACUGUAUGUGCUCUUUUUUUUUACAUUUACUUAUGUGACAGAUAGUUCCCUGUGAGUAAUUACUUUUAGUAUUUUAACUCUGGAGAAAGUUAAUGGUUAUCUUUCCAUUGAGUAUGGCAUAGUGACUUGUGCAGAAAUAAUAUCUGAAAGGAUUGUGGACCAAGAACAGACAGGACAGCCCUUGGACUUUUACUAUUGUAUACCUGUGUACAUUAGGGGCAAGUUGAUCAUAUUUAUUUUAAAUUAUUUUAAUUUUUUUUUUUUUUUCAUGUAGUCCAUAGAAAGCUGUACAGAUACUUCCAUUGAUCUUUAGGGGCUGUGUUUUUCAUUUUACAAGACCCUGAUUAGUUCAUGCCUCAAUUCUUAUGAAAUUUAGUUAGGCAUGCUGGAAAAUUAAAGUUAAAUUCUCUGAAGUUGUGAUACACACUCAGGUAGUAAAUCGAGGCUACAGAGUUUGAGCUCUAUGUAAUAGUAAAUCAAUCUCAUUUGUGCCUCUUAGUGGUCACUCUAUCCUUAAUGUCUCCAUGACACUACCAGUUAAUUAUGCAACCAUAAGAGGUCAUGAAUUAAACAAUUAUAUUGCCUGAAACUGUAAAUUUAGAAGCAGGGUACCAAAUAUUUUCAAAUGUGACUGUUCCUCAAAGAAGAAUGAAUACAAAUCCUGAAGUAGCCUGCAAGGUAGACAUCAAGGAAGUAGUAGUAUGUAGUAUACCUGAAUAUCAAAAAAGGACCAAUGUAGACUACAUUUCCAGCUGUAAAUGUCUUCUAGACCUGAUGUCUUGGCUCUUCUGAAAUUCCUCUUACCGCUCAAAAGUGAAUGCCAUUUUCCAGUGAAACUUCUUCUGAGAGACCGUGUGCUUCAAACUUGACAGUACAUGAACGUCCCAAUAUUCAAAAUUAUUAGGAUGUACAAGUAAAGUGAAAGUUAUUGCCUGUUUAUUAGUGUAAAAACUGUAUGUGUAGAACUUAAUUUUUUCAUAAGUGCAGCAAGCAAGUAAACCAAUCAAGGAAUGUAAAUAUAUUGACUGUUGUGUAGGUGUAAACAAUAUUUAAAGUAUCUUUGACAUGGCAUUUAUUUGCUUUCAUGUAUCAUUGUCCUUGGUUAUUUGAAAAAUGAAUUUGUUUUAAUGAUUUCCUAAUAUUAUUUUUUUAUUUGCCCUAUUGUACAGUCAUUGACUGCCCUUCUCCUAAUGUUCUCAUUGUGCAGCAUGAAUAAUUGUGUGAUUGUAAAAAUGAAAAAUUAGUACACUUUUUAUCAAUUGUGUAUUGUAUGAUUUAUAAAUAUGGAGCAAUCAAAUUGUAAAAUUGGAUCACUGACAUGUGUAAACAUUUUUAAAAAUUGGAAUAUGAUGCAUUGUAAAGUGUACAGGCAAAAAUUUGAACAGAGAUAUCCCAAAUUAUUUUUAUUAUUGACUUCAUUUGGACUCUGUAUUUAAGUCAGGUACAGAAAAGGGAUUUGUUGUUUAGUACAGGUGUCUAUUUAAAGCAUUUACUAUGUAUUAAACAUUGUGUAUUCAGCGGUCUGUCUGCAAAUUCCAAAUGCAACUACCCCAACUUGCUUUUAAAGUAAACAUAACUUCUAUUGUUUGUAGGCGAGUUUAAUCCAUAGUUUUCUAUUUGUAAGAUGCUAAUCUUUAAAGUAAUUAAAUUUAGCUUCUAAACUAGCGUUAGUGUUUUCUCAGAUUCUCCUUUAUUCUAUGUCCAACAAGUUUUUGAACUAUUCCUGUACACCUGUACACUUUUUCUUAUAGACAAUUUGUAUAUUGGUCAUACUGUUAUUCCUUACAUUUGGAGUCAAUUUUACCUUCCCUGGAAUUAACUAUGUUAAUGCAUUUUCAUCUUGUAAUUAUUUUCAGCUUUGUAAGUACAAAAAUCUCGCAUUGCAUUUGUUAAUUCUGUAAUUUUUAAAUUUGGUGUGAUAAUCAAAUUCCUGUUAAAUCAUCCUGCUCUGAUGUGGAAAUGAGGCAUUGUACCAAACACAAUGUUGUCAGCAGCUUUCCUUUUGAUUUUGCCAUAUGCUUUCUCUUUAAUUCUGUAAAAAAAAUAAAAAUGGUCCCCUCUUAUUAGAUCUGUGCUAUGUUAUAUUCAUACCUAAUGUUUCUUGCAUUGCACUGUUGGAUUCAAACUGAAAUUGUAUCCGAAAAUACUUUAUGAAAGCAUAUGACUGUUAUAACUCAGCAUCAAUUGGUCCAUUUCCCAGGAAUCGUGUAUAUGGAUAUGUAUAUUUUCAUGUGACUUAACUCAAAAGAUACCAGUUUUGUGAUUAUUCUGAUUUUUGGUGAAAGACAAUUUGUUUCUUAGAACUGGACACAGUUCAGAAAUACACUUUGUUUGGCAUGUCUCUAAAAUUUGUUUUGUGUGUGUUCUAGCUUCCUUGCACAGCUCUUCUGACUGAUAGUUUCUCUUUCCCAGUGUCUUUAUGACUAAGAAAGCUUGAUUGUCUUUCACUAAAAAUUACAUAAUCUUGGCAAAUUUUUAUCUCUCUUAUUGUAAAAUACAUGCAACUUGAAUCUAUAUGGCUUGUAAUUAUCUUUGUAGAACUUGUAGCUAUGAGGGUCUAUCCCUUGCUCUCCACUAUGUGUUUUUUUUCUACAUAUUGUAGUAUAUAUACAUAACUACUUAUUGUAUAUUGGUCUGUAAGUGUAACAGCAUUCAUUAUAAUUAAGCUUGAGCAAUGUCACCUCUAUGUGCGAAUCGUUUGGGUCCUAUUUCAAUUCAUUUUCUAAAAGACAUGUAGGGCAUGCAGAAAACUGUGUUUUCUAGUUGCUUCUCCCAAACUUCGCAUUCUUGAUCAUUUUUGGACUGGCUUUAAAGAGGCGUUUGCUUUCCACAUGUUUUAUUUUAUCAUUGUAAGUGUCUAGACAGUAAGUGAUAGUAAAUGUUUCUUCAGUUUGUGUGGCAUAAGAAGUGGUUAUGAUUGCUGUAUAUACUUCUGUAUUUAGAUUUGUGUGGUAAUUUUCAAAUUUAGAUGAAAUAACUAAUUAGAAUGUUUUCCACAAUCACUGUCUAUUGAUUAUGCCUAGAACAUGUGUAAUAAAAUCAUGAAAGUAAGUUAUAUAUAGUUAUUAUUAAAUCACGUUGUGUCAAGACUGAUGUAAAGUAAAAAACUAAACAAAAGCAUAACAAGAAACUUGCAUGAUCAGCAUUAAAUGUUUUUGUGUUUUAUAAAUUAAAUGUGACAGACAUCAACAGACAGGCUGCAUUAAGGUUAAUUCCCUUUGUACACUUAAAAAUGAACUGCUUUGCAAAAUGCUGAUUUUGCACCAGUAAGAAGGGAUUCUUGUAAAAAAUAUUAUUUUACUGUUUUUAUUGUUCAUUCCUAAAUCAUUAAAACAUGCAAAGUAACUCUAAGUACUUUCUUUCCUCUCCCUUAGUGUUACUUUUUUAAAGAAUUGUUGUCUUAGGUGCACAUAGAACAAAUUACUAGUUGUAGUGAGGCACUUGUGAAUACAUUGUGAACCCAACAGAUUUGCUUUUAAUGUUUUGCUUGGCCACUUUUGUGCUGACAGUGGCUGUCUCAAUUUCAAAAUCCCUCAGUGUCAAUGACUUGGGAUCAUUGUUCCUCAGAACAUGAAAUAAAUCUCUUUGUAUUGCUUA